AUGGUUUUGGUCGUUGUGACCAAGGAUGGAGGCGGCGGCGGCGCCGGCAAGAAGUUUAUUUCAGCAUCUUCAGUAGAGGAUGUUGUUUCCAAAGCCAAAGAGAAAUUCCAACUCCUGGAUGAAGUCACAUCUUCCUAUAAGCUGUGUGUGGCAUCAGGUGAGGCUGAAGGUCUCGAGAUUGAGGAGGAUGAAAUUUUAAUGGAACUCACUGAGGCACGCAAGCCUGAGUUAUUAACUCUAGUACUUAUUCCCAAAGACCAACUCUGGACUACGACUACUCAUCACUCCUCUGGAUCCAGUUCUGCAGAUGAUGAGGUUACACUGCAGGAACCAAUUGCCUCUCCACAGACUCCUGCCCCACCUAAGUGCCCACCACUGCCAAUGGGACCGCUUCUGGAGACACUUGACCCAAUUUUGAAGGAUCUCAAGAUGGACCCUCCACCUCGAAACAUCCUCCUGAAGAAACGGCGGGGUGCCAGAGAAGCUUCAAAGUAUGUGUCUGACUUCAUUUGGAAACGUGUGAGGAACUACACAUUUUCCACUUGCCAAUCUUACGUAUCUGCCCUGUUCAGUUAUGAUGAUGGGCUUCUCAAACCGUUGUUUCAUCGGUCUUAUGUUGGCCUAGUCCAUGAUACUGGAUUUGAAGCCCUUGUGACGUCAGUCUACAAUGCUCUGAAUCAUCUGAGAAGCAAGUCAAGAAUUGAAGCUGGGGAGACUCCUCGGAAGAGACGUGCUGCAAGAUCUUCAAGGGAUAAUAUGGCUGAUGAGGAAAUGGUUGAUGACGUUGAAUCCGAUCCCAAACAUCGCAAGAUAGAUGACUAUGGGUGUGUUCGUCACAAUCCGGGUUUGAAACCAGGGGAAACAUCUGCCUCUCAAGAGCAGAAACGACUUGCACUUUCAAGAUUAAGUGACAUCAGUGAAGGACCAGAAGUUGAGAAGCUCCUCAUGGAAACUUAUGCCACUCAGAGAAGUGAGAUAGUCGGUGCGCGUCCAAUAUCCAGCCUUAAAGGAGUUCUGUCACGCUGGCCUCAUCUACUGUCUCAUCACUGCUUUUAUAAGCAUGCCAGUCAUUUACUUGACAAGGAUGUGUUGGACACAUUUCUUACUUCUCUGGGGCACAAUGCCAAAGACAUUUGCCAGUACCUUAAUCACUUUUGGAAGCAACGUGUGAAUGUGCCUCCAGGUCUUGACAAGCUGCUGGACCAAUUAGAUGCGGCAGUCUCCUUGGAACGGAGCGAUGCUCCGUUUUCUGUGGUUCUCAUACCACUCCUUCUUAAAUAUUUCAAGGAAGAUACAGCUAUUUUAUUUCAGGUUAUUAAGUUCAAUGCUACUGAUGCUGAUGUCUUGGCAGCAGCGUCCAAGUCGAACUUCAACCCCAUAAUCAUUGUUCGUGGCAACUCCAUUUUUGAUGCAGAAGACCAUCAGGUGGUUUUCUUGAACGCUGUGGUCAUGUCAGCUCCAAGUUUCUUAGAAGCUAUCCUCAUUUAUUUUCUGUUUUAUUUUGUCUAUGGGCUCAAGUACCCCAAAGAAAGUCAAGUCACCCUAGAAUUUUGUCAAAGAACUCUUCUUCAAAUUAAUCCACCAACUGGUGCCAAGAGAGAUAGGACCAGGCGGGGAAGUUCUACUAUAAACAGCAAACUCAUCACUCUUUCAAACAACCUGAAGCUGUUUCAGUCUACUCGUCCCAGUUUUUAG
This is a messenger RNA of Thrips palmi, 1695 nucleotides long. RefSeq lists its product as uncharacterized. The coding region runs from base 1 to 1695 and encodes 564 amino acids. NCBI's taxonomy places the organism in Eukaryota, Metazoa, Arthropoda, Insecta, Thysanoptera, Thripidae. The transcript is spliced from 6 exons. The record is from RefSeq and is a predicted model, not a curated record.